AUGCCUCAAGGCAGUUCGGCUGCCGCUGGGUGGUUUUGUAAAGUUGUCAACGAAGUCAUCAAAAAUCUCCACGGUGUUGCAUCGUACUUGGAUGAUUUGAUCGUCUUUGAUGACACCCCUGCUACUCAUGUUGGUACCAUGCGCGCACUCUUUGAACGCUUGCGUACGUACAACUUGAAACUCACGCCUCCGAAAGCUACUAUUGGCGCUACCAAAGCAGACUUCCUCGGACACACCAUCUCCCCUGACGGCGUUAGGCCUAACGGUACCAAGGUUUCGGCCCCCACCAAAAUUCCUAUGCCCAGGGAUGUCAACCAACUGCGUUCCCUUCUCGGUGGUCUCAGCUACUACCGUAAGUUCCUCCCCAACAUGGCUAAACGCAUUCGACCUCUGACUACGCUACUCAAGAAGCAGGAGAAGUUUAUCUUCGCCCCUUCCAUGGAGCAAGCCGUUCGCGUUUUGUUAGCUGAGUUGGCCAAUCCCCCUGUUUUGGUUUAUCCAGAUUGGGAUGCUGUUUCAGACGGCUCGCGACCUUUUCAUCUUUACUGUGAUGCUAGUCGCGAUGGGUUUGGUGGGACUCUCGAACAAGAACAGCCAGAUGGUUCCAUUCGCCCAAUUGUCUUCAUCAGUCGGGCUACUUUGGACUCAGAAGGCCACUGGACUCCCCUCGAUCUCGAAGCGGGUAGCAUCGUGUGGUGUAUCAAGCGCCUUCGCGGCUUCUUGUGGGGUACAAAAUUUCGCAUGUUUACCGACCACAAAUCUCUCGAGCAUUUUGCUAAGGUGGGGGAGAACAAUGCCCGCGUUCAGCGCUGGCUGGUCUCGUCUUCAUCGGGCAUUUGGAACGUCGCUUCCUUGUCGCCCAAGAUCGCUCCCUUGCCAUCCGAGAUGUUCUGCCGUUCGGUGCGGUCGCGAUUGCGCAAUCGACCUCCCAUGGUUUGGUCCGGUUCCCUACCUCAGUCGUUCGAUGAUGUUUUGGCUCUCGAGCCCGAGCCUCCGACUGCCGUUCCCGCUCUUGGAAACCCGCGUCGGAUCCUCGACCCCACCCAAGUGAUCUCCACCAGGACUCGCCGUCGCAAGGCAGCUGUGGCUGGCACGCCACUGCCGCCUGUUGAUUAUGUUUUUUCUGACGAUGAGCCUUCUUUGUCUCCCACGCGGAUUUCCGCUCCCUCUCGACCGUUUCGGCGGUCUCCGACGGCGACGAAGGCGCCGUCGAUGACACCAGCCUUGCCCACUUUGGUUUCGACUACUGGUGCUGGUGGUUUAUUCUCGACUCCCUCCGCGCCUCUGGCUCAUGGAGUGGAGCCUGCGUCUCCGACGCCUGCCACGACUGCGGGUGUUCCUGCUUUGUAG
This is a messenger RNA of Ectocarpus sp. CCAP 1310/34, 1350 nucleotides long. Lineage: Eukaryota; Phaeophyceae; Ectocarpales; Ectocarpaceae. The record is from the annotation of a GenBank genome assembly.